AUGGAAGAAAGUCACCAAGGCGAUCCAGAGCAGCGAAACCGAGCCGGUGGCUGUGGAGGUGCGAAAGAGCACGCGGCCAAAGGGCUUGGCGGCAGAGCUGGCGGGGCUUCAGAGCCUUUUCAGCAAGGGCGGCGGGGACGACGACGACACAGAAGACGACGACGAGGACCUGCCGCCAAGAGCCUCAAAGAGUGGUUUCCUAGCACCAGGUCAUGUGGGAUCCGAUCAGGGCAAGGGCCGGGCUCGGACAAAGGGCAAGGAGGAAGAGCCCGACUUCAUGUAGCGGCGCUCUCGGCAGGACAGUCCCCCUCGGACCUGAUGCCAAUCAUGAUGCUGUCGAUGCUCCUGGACAAGGACCGGGGAAGCAAGGGGCGGAAGGACCGCGGUCGCAGUUCGAGAGACGACUUGGGUGUCCUUGGUGGUUCCGCCUCAGAGAGCUCAAGCGAGGACGAGUCCGGGGGUCGGGGCAUGAAGGCGAUGAAUACCCUUCAUCGCAUGCACCGCCAAAUCAAGGAGCGGCCGCGGCGAGUUUGCGAACUCUUCGAGCGGGAGGUGAUCGAGGAGUUGGGCAUUGUGAAGGGCCAAGCUUGGACUUUGCGGGACUAUGUGAAAAAGCAGCAGUGGGGCAAGUUCAAAGGGAUCUUCCGUACGGCAAUGAUGGACGUUGCUGUGUACGAGAGGCUGAGGGCCAACCAGCCCGACGUAGCCGCCGCUCAGGUGGUUCAAAAUCUCAAAGCAAAAAUCCAGUGUGCGCUCCAGGGAGGCGAGUGGACCUCGGCAUGGCUUCUAACAGGACUGGCCGAUCCAUUACAUCGCAAAGACUUUGCCGGGGCCAAAGAAGAGAUGAGCGUAGUGUCCGGUUAUCUCGAUGCCCUGCAGAAGCUCCAAAAGAGGAUGAAAGACACCAAAGGAAACCACGUCGACGAGGACGAGGGCCCGGCAGCUCAGGGCAGCGGGGCCCGGAAGUGA
Molecule: messenger RNA, 969 nt
Organism: Symbiodinium pilosum
Lineage: Eukaryota; Dinophyceae; Suessiales; Symbiodiniaceae
Source: the annotation of a GenBank genome assembly